Molecule: messenger RNA, 1747 nt
Organism: Tarenaya hassleriana
Lineage: Eukaryota; Viridiplantae; Streptophyta; Magnoliopsida; Brassicales; Cleomaceae
Product: heterogeneous nuclear ribonucleoprotein 1
Exons: 2
Coding region: 195-1403 (402 amino acids)
Molecular function (GO): RNA binding
Source: RefSeq, a predicted model, not a curated record
UGAGUCCCAAAGCUCUCGCUCCCUUAAACGCAAUUGGCCGCUAUCUGUCACUCAGACUUUUCUCUCUCCGAUUCACACGAACCCGAAAACCCUAAUUUUUCUGGUUCUGAGUGAAUUUUUUUUUUCUUCGGAGGAUUUGUCGGUGUUGAAUCUAGGGUUUUGGGUGCAACCAGGGAGAGAGAGAUAUCGUUGCCAUGGAAUCGGAUCAGGGGAAGCUGUUUAUCGGCGGGAUAUCGUGGGAGACGGACGAGAAUGUGUUGAGAGAGUACUUCAGCAAUUACGGCGAGGUUUUGCAGGUUACGGUGAUGCGAGAGAAGAUGACGGGUCGACCCAGGGGAUUCGGGUUCGUCGCGUUCUCGGAUCCUGCUGUUGUUGAUAGGGUUCUUCAGGACAAACACCACAUCGAUAACAGAGAUGUUGACGUGAAGAGAGCUAUGUCUAGAGAAGAGCAGAAUACUUCUGGGAGAUCAGGAAACUUUAUUGCCUCUAGAAAUUACGAUAGCAGUGCUAAUAUCAGAACUAAGAAGAUUUUUGUGGGAGGCUUACCUCCCGUGUUAACAGGAGAUGAAUUCCGCAGCUACUUCGAAGCUUAUGGCUCUGUAACUGAUGCAGUCAUCAUGAUUGAUCAAAACACCCAACGUCCUCGUGGAUUUGGAUUCAUUUCUUUCGAAUCAGAAGAUUCAGUUGACCGUGUUCUGCACAAGACUUUCCAUGAUUUGAAUGGCAAACAAGUUGAAGUGAAGCGGGCCCUUCCGAAAGAUGCUAAUCCUGGCGGGGCCAGCCGCGGUAGUGGAACCGGUGGCUCAGGAGGUUAUCUGGGUUAUGGCGGAAGUGGAUAUGAGGGUCGUAUGGAUUCCAAUAGAUUCAUGCAGCCUCAGAACACCGGAAGCGGUUACCCUCCCUAUGGAGCUUCUGGGUACAGUGCUGGAUAUGGUUAUGGAAAUAACGGUGUAGGUUAUGGUGGUUAUGGAGGGUAUGGCAACCCAGCUGGUGCACCAUAUGGGAAUCCUGGUGCUGGGUAUGGAAGUGGUCCUAGAAGUUCAUGGGGCGCUCAAGCUCCUUCUGGUUAUGGCAGUGUGGGCUAUGGAAAUGCUGCUGGAUGGGGUGGUUCUGGUCCAGGUUCAGCGAUGCCUGGUCAAGCAGGUGGGCCAGCGGGAUAUGGUGGUCAAGGCUAUGGGUAUGGCGGAUAUGGAGGAAGUGAUUCCUCUUAUGGGACUCCCUCUGCGUAUGGCCCUGUUGGUGGACGAUCUGGCAAUAUGCCUAGCAGCCAUGGCGGUGCUUACGGUGAUGCAGCCUGGAAACCUGACUCAGAUGGCUCUGGAGGUUAUGGGAAUCACCAAGGGAAUGGACAAGCUGGCUAUGGUGGUGGCUAUGGCAGUGGUAGACAAGCCCAGCAACAGUGAAACAGGAUCAGAGACUACCACGUGGUUUUCAUCCCUGACCUUGACUCCUCUUUCAGCCUAUAACGGCAUUAUGUGGAGCAGCAUCCUCCAGGAAAUCAAUCUAUGCUGGGAUUGGGUUGCGUUGCUUGAACUCAACUAGAUUGUUAUAAUAUCUAUUUUGCUAGUUUCGUAAUAAGUAGUUUUCAGGCACUCGAGAUGCUGGUCGUACUUAGUGUUUCCCUUGUUUGAGUUGUAGUUGAAGUUUGCGUGCUUAUUAUCUAUACUUGUUUGCUUUGGAAUGGUUUUCUAUCUCUAUCUACCUCUAAGUGUUUUGUGCUUUACAAUAACGUCGUCACAUAUCUUUA